AUGGCUCGCCGAGAAACUCGCACGGUGAGGGAUCGGCCAUCGGAGCCGGUUCGGCGGUUUUCUAUCAUGGAUCUCAAACACCAGGCCGCGGAGUAUUACCGGAGCAACGAAGUACCGCAGCGCUUGGAGGAAGUACUCAACACCAUGUUCUACCAGCGCCCCGGGGAUCUCUACGGCUAUCUAGUAAACUUCUUCUCUGAAUUAUCAAAACCUCCAGUGAUAUGCAAAUUAGAUGCUAAAAGUGUGCUGGAUGGAACUGGCCGACCAACAUUAGAAGUUGAAGUCUUUUGCCGAGUUAGAAACUGUGAUAAGAUUAUUUGUUCCAGCAUGAUCUCAUGUCAUGCUGAAAUUCUUGAAAGUGCUUCAGCAGAAGCAAUUGAUGCGGAUGAAAAGGAAAGAUCCGAAUCUUUGAAUAAGGCAAUUGAAUGGAUAAAUGAAUCACUGAAUGAAAUGCUCAGAGGCCUUCAACCUGGGGACCAACAAAACAUAGAUGAGUUAUUAGGUGAUUAUUUUACAAGAAAAUCUGAACAAUACGAAGAAAAAAGGGAACCUGUAAAAGAAAAAGAAAGUCAAGAAGUGAUGGCACCUGCUUCUCCAUUGGCCACCGUAUCUCCUGGAAAAAAGAAACCAAAUAAAACAGGCAAAAAAUUGUCUGUAGUAGAAAAGCCAAUAGUCCCAGCAGAACCUCCUGAACCUGUACUUAUGGGCAGUUUGGCUAUUGGAUGUACAUCACUUGCUAUUGCAAAGAGUGCCGCAACUGUUCGUGACAUACCUUUGUAUUCAUAUAUUGCUUUGCUGAAACAUGAUCAGAAGAUGCCAAAAGAACUGGUUAUGCCACUGCCAAUGAUAACAGUUUUGAAUUGCGGCAAAUCAUCACCUGGAAAGCUAAAUUUAAUAAAAGAAUUGAUGCUGAUCCCUCCUACCUGGUUAACAGUUAAACAGGCCCUAACAAGAUGUAUGGAUAUUCAGAAACAGAUGUUGAAACUGAUAGAAAAAAUGAAUAAAGACUCUAGUUCUGCAAUAGAUGGCAAAAAAGCUGCUUCACGAGAUGCAGGGAAAAAGACGCCGCUUCCUGUUCCUAAAAAAAUAUCCCAUUUAGGUUGUCUGGUAAUGGGAUAUGACAGUCUAGAACAACCACUAACCUUGAUCCAAUCAACAUGCACCCAUCUUUCCUUGGAAUUAGGAACAGAUAUAUACUUGGGGAUAAAUUGUGCUGCUCAUGAAUUAAUGGACUAUAAUAAAGGAAAAUAUGAAGUAAUUACUGGAACACCUAAAUCUCCUGAUGAAAUGGUGGAUAUGUAUCUAGAUCUGGUUAAGAAAUUCCCUUCUAUUUUAACAUUAAUAGAUCCAUUGAGAAAAGAGGACAGCCAACAGUGGAUCCAGCUGUGCAAUGUUUUGGGUUCUAAAUGUUAUUUAAUUGCAGAAGACUCAUGCAGGAAUUUGACUAAACUUCUGGGUUCUAAAAAAAGCAAUAUACCAAAAUGCAGUGGUCUUGUCUUAAAACAUAUCAAUGAAGCUAAAAUUUUGGACCUUAUACAAAUGACCCAGCGAUUAGAUGGUUGGAGACACCUUUCCAUCUUAGGAAGUCCGGAUGGAGAAUCUUCUGAUGAUAGCCUUGCAGAUCUGGCUGUUGGACUGGGAACCAAAUUCAUCAAACUGGGAGGUCUUUCCCGUGGAGAGAGGAUAGUCAAGUACAAUCGACUUCUUGCAAUAGAGGAAGAACUAAACAAGAAUGGGAGGCUUUGUGAAAGAGAUGAGUAUGAAUUUAUUGACUUUAUUGAAGAGGAAGAAGAAGGAGAAGAGGAGGAAGAAGAAGAAGAGGAAGAGGAAAAAGAAGAAGAGGAAGAAGAAUUUGAUCAUACUGAUUCUCCUUCUGGGAGUAAACAAGCUGUAGUCUAGAAAUUAAUGUUUCAGAUUUGGCAUUGGUUGAAUGCAAAUUGACCCUGUAAUUCUUUUGGGAAUGCAUUUUGUCUUUCCCAAGACAGCAACCGUGAUAAAAAUGUACAUUUAUUUCUUAUUGACAUUAAAUAUUUUAUUUUGGGUUGUAUUUUGUCUUCCUGUUGCAAUGUGCACAGUGUUCAACAUAAUUACAGU
Messenger RNA from Notechis scutatus (mainland tiger snake), 2094 nucleotides. NCBI's taxonomy places the organism in Eukaryota, Metazoa, Chordata, Lepidosauria, Squamata, Elapidae. The record is from RefSeq and is a predicted model, not a curated record.